This is a messenger RNA of Arabidopsis thaliana (thale cress), 651 nucleotides long. RefSeq names its product MIP18 family protein. The transcript has 5 exons. Gene Ontology annotation, cellular component: intracellular protein-containing complex; iron-sulfur cluster assembly complex. The record is from RefSeq and is marked reviewed. Gene Ontology annotation, biological process: protein maturation. NCBI's taxonomy places the organism in Eukaryota, Viridiplantae, Streptophyta, Magnoliopsida, Brassicales, Brassicaceae. Bases 1 to 450 code for a protein of 149 amino acids.
AUGGAUUCUGUAUUAACCAAUAAGAACCCAAUUAUUUAUCCGAAGAGAACACGGCGUUAUCGUACUGAUCAGAGCAGUACCGAUGAGUUUUCAUCUACAAAUCGUAUAAGAGAUAUCAAAGAUCCAGAGCAUCCUGAACUUUCUUUGGAAGAUCUCAAUGUUCUUACUGAAGAAUCAGUUGAAGUUGAUGAUCACAAGAGUUACGUUAGAAUUACAUUCACUCCAACUCUUCCUCAUUGUCACUUGCCAACCCAUAUUGGUCUUUGCAUCUUAGUCAAACUUGUGCAAAGCUUACCUGCUAGAUUCAAGGUUGAUGUGAGAGUAGCACCAGGGAGUCAUGAUAAAGAGACGACAGUCAAUAAACAACUUGGGGAUAAAGAACGUGUGACUGCAGCAUUAGAGAAUCCCGAGUUGGUGGCUCUGCUUAAUAAAAUGAUGCAAGUGUGUUAGUUUGAUUCAUCUAAGUUUCGGCACAUCGUCUAUAUAUGAUUUACCUCUGUCUUCAGUUUCUUGUUUCAAUCUCUUCUAUGACAUUAACUCAAAACAAGAGCCUCGUAACAUUUACUCUGUUUUUCACUUUAUUCUCAAAUAUCUAGUCACAACUUGUCAUUGCUAAAUGAUUAAAAUAUGGUAUGAAAAGUCGUUGGUGUU